This is a messenger RNA of Brugia malayi, 996 nucleotides long. RefSeq lists its product as uncharacterized. Gene Ontology annotation, biological process: glycolipid biosynthetic process. The record is from RefSeq and is a predicted model, not a curated record. The coding region runs from base 1 to 996 and encodes 331 amino acids. The transcript is spliced from 7 exons. NCBI's taxonomy places the organism in Eukaryota, Metazoa, Nematoda, Chromadorea, Rhabditida, Onchocercidae. Gene Ontology annotation, cellular component: mitochondrion; plasma membrane; lipid droplet.
AUGUCACGUUACGAUAUUGUCUUAUACGGUGCCAGCGGUUUUACUGGGGCUUACGUUCUUAAAUUAUUGCUUGAAGAACAGAAACAACACAAUGUGAGCUUUGCUAUAGCAGGGCGUAGUGAAGUUCGGUUAAAGAAACUGCUCCAAAAUAUAAGUCAAGAAUUGGGCAAAGAUUUGCAAAAUGUUUCUAUAAUUACUGCCAACAGUUAUGAUGAAUCUGCACUCGCAGCAAUGGCGAAUCAAGCAAAGGUCAUCAUAAAUGUUGUUGGUCCUUAUCGAUUGUAUGGAGAAGCAGUUGUAAAGGCUGCUGUGGAAAAUGGUGCUAGCUAUGUAGACAUUUCGGGGGAACCUGCGUUCUUGGAGUCUAUGCAAAUGAAAUAUGGUAGUAUUGCUCAAGAAAAAGGUCUAUAUGUUGUUGGUGCAUGUGGUUGGGAUAGUAUUCCUUGUGAUUUGGGUGUUAAUUUCCUGAAAGAGAAAUUCAGCGGUCAGCUGAAUCAUGUUGAAACAUUCGUCCAACUAAAUACAGGACCUGCGGGUUAUUCAUUCAAUGCGGGCACAUAUCGCACUUUAGUUUUGGGCAUGGCAAAUAUGAUGACUGACGGCUUGGGUAAAAUAAGACGAAGUAUCAUGCCAGAACGCUUACCAAGAAGCUCGUUCCGAGCACCGAAGAGAGGAACUUUUUGGUUUAAUGAGAAGGUUGAUGGUUGGUGUCUUCCGUUUUACGGAUCAGAUAAAAGUGUCGUUACUCGAUCUCAAUAUUUUGACUAUAAGCUCCGCACUGUUUUACCAGUCCAAGUGGAAACAUUUAUUCGAGUCAAAUCGUUUAUUUGGGCUUGUCUACUUUCUCUAUGGCUUGUUGUUUUUUCCGCUGCUGCCAAAAUGUCAUUUAUGAAAAAUUUUUUGCUGGCAUAUCCAGGACUAUGCAGUUUUGGCAUGUUCAAGGAUUCGGGACCUACAGCUGAACAGGAAAAAUCAAUUUCCAGACUUGAAUUUUGA